This is a messenger RNA of Postia placenta MAD-698-R-SB12, 2028 nucleotides long. RefSeq lists its product as hypothetical. The transcript is spliced from 13 exons. The record is from RefSeq and is a predicted model, not a curated record. Gene Ontology annotation, biological process: N-terminal peptidyl-methionine acetylation. Lineage: Eukaryota; Fungi; Basidiomycota; Agaricomycetes; Polyporales; Adustoporiaceae. Gene Ontology annotation, cellular component: NatC complex. Bases 1 to 2028 code for a protein of 675 amino acids.
AUGUUACGGAGAUAUUUACGCAGGCAGCGAAAGGUGAAUUGCCUCGCUCCGCUUGGGAGGUUGUCUGACCCUCAAGACUUUUGUGAAGAGAUGAACUCUGAAGACUUGAUCUUGACGGAUGGAUUCACACUUCUCGACGCAAUGAGCGCGUUCGAGAUUGGUGAACCUCGCAUGGACAGUGGUAUGAUCCUUCAAGAACAGCGUCGGCCACCCUUCAAUCCUCUGGCGCCGCUGCUACCACAGGAGCUCUGCUGGAUUGUAGAGAGAACUUUCGCAUGUGAGAUGGCGUGGCAUGCAGGAAAUAGCCUCUCGCAAACAGUCUACACGCUGCUUCACGUGCACUACCUCCGGGACAUUAACCCAGACUUCUUGCCACAUCGUCUGCGCCGCGCCGGCGACCCACAACGUCCGCUUGAGCUUAUUACUGUCGUGCUGCGGGGAGCAUUAUUUGGCAUGCUGAAAUCGUGCGACCUCAGCUGGCGGGAGCUGUCAAAAGGCAAAGUCCAUGAGAUUGAGGACUGGUUCGGAGAAAAAUGUGACGUAUCGCUAUUGGAGGGCGUCGCUGUCCAUUUUGCACUACGCAAACUGGAUGAUGCUUGCGAGUGGCUUCGCCACUCAGAUUUGCCUGCGUCAGAGAUAACACGACUUUGCAAUAGGCUGUUACUCCGCCAAACACUCGUCCAACUCUUGAUGUUGACACCACCCUUGGACGUCACUGAAAUGCGUGACCUGAUCACCACAGCGCGCGAGCUCUUGCAGGCGAUACGCGUUGACCCUAUCUCAACCCCAACCAAAGGUUCUCCUGCUCUUCUAGUCUUCGACCCCUUCAUCAGUCGCCGGCUACCAAACUUCAUGCCUGUGAAGGCCGUCGAGUUGCCCCAUCAAGAUGAAACCUGGGAUAUGCUUGAUCGGUUUUUGCGCGACUACGAAGAACUAAGCGUUCUUCUCGACAGUCUUCACGUCACGACAUGGGAGGUUGCAGGCUCUCUGCGUGUGUACUCUCAAGAACAGCAGGUUUCAGUAGCCUACCUCCGGUCGUUGACACAGUCCGUGGUUUUUGACAGGGACAUCAUUUUUGGCCAGUUUCCGCCUAUGUGGCUCGUGAACCAGUUCUUCGUCGAGACUAUCGGCGUGACGCAUGACAUUGUACUGCAAACCCUCGAGCUUGGUGAAAAUGCAUCCGUACAAUCUCUCGCUCGGGAUAUAGAACGGCGCAUUGUCGAUGUAUGUAGCGAACCACGACGCUAUUUAGCCAAAUCCAUCCUCCACUGGCACGAGCUAUACGAUCAGCUACUGCAGCUUGUUGCCCACUGUCCCAGUACGGACCGUGAAGACAACUCCAUUUUGGAGCUUGUGCCGAUGGCAGCUAGCAUGCGGCGGUUGGCAGCUGCGCGCGAGGUCAUCUUAUCCGCCUUCGAGCAGGAGUUGUACGCGCCAGAGGAAGUGCCCAUUGCAUACUGGUAUCUCUCGCGUAUACUAGAGACACAUCUUGAGUGCAUAGACGAGGUACUCGCCUUCACAGCAGAAGGAUGGGAAGGAUACGAAGAGAUAGCGUUUCAGGCGAGCUUCCUCACCGCAUUGCAGUUGAUGGCAGUCGCCAUGUGUGGUCUCACUUACAAGCAGGCGACGCUACCGUACGAGCGUACAGCGCUCAACUUCAUCCGCAGAUAUAAAUGGGCAUCUCGUCCAGAGUAUGAACCCCUUGUGGAUGCAGAGCCACUACCAGACCUCCGGCUCUUCUUCGUACAAGCGUCGGGACUUGCACAGGUAGAUGAUGAAUAUUUCUCUGCGUCUUUGUCCUUCCUGCAAGCGGGCGAUAUUCUGCGCAGCCUCAUCGACUCUCGUCGAACAGAAGGUCUUGCCGGAAUCUGGGCCAGCUCCCGCCGUGACCUCAUCACAGAUUUAGCUGAUGUGUGCAGGCGUCUCGAGGCUGUGCCAACAAGUACACGUGAAUUUGCGAAUUUUGACAACAAAAGCCUGAGAUGGCAGGAGCGCGCACAUCCUUGGUUUCCAGACAUCGUUGCAUGA